Messenger RNA from Knipowitschia caucasica, 228 nucleotides. The record is from the annotation of a GenBank genome assembly. NCBI's taxonomy places the organism in Eukaryota, Metazoa, Chordata, Actinopteri, Gobiiformes, Gobiidae.
AUGGGGGGCAGGGGGUGGUUGGACUGUGGGCUGUGCAGCAGAGCGAGGCCCACUCUGAAGUGUGGAGCUCCUCUCUCUCUUUCUUCACUCUAUGCUUUCUCCUGGGACCCCCCACCUCCGCCUCCUCGGCCCCGCACACACUCCCUUCCCCCCGCCUCUCGCUCCGUCCGCCUGCCUGCCGUCUCUCCUUCCCGGGGGGCCGAGCCAAUGCUGCCGGCGCAGCCGUGA